Messenger RNA from Cotesia glomerata, 1767 nucleotides. RefSeq names its product GPI ethanolamine phosphate transferase 2 (gene PIG-G). The coding region runs from base 166 to 1767 and encodes 533 amino acids. NCBI's taxonomy places the organism in Eukaryota, Metazoa, Arthropoda, Insecta, Hymenoptera, Braconidae. The record is from RefSeq and is a predicted model, not a curated record. The transcript has 9 exons. Gene Ontology annotation, biological process: GPI anchor biosynthetic process. Gene Ontology annotation, cellular component: endoplasmic reticulum membrane.
UUUAUAUAUACUUUAGUUAUUAGUUUUAAAUCCUAGAAAUUUGUGGGUAGCGUUUUAAAAUCAGGUGAUUGGAUAUAAAAUUAAAAAACGUCUAUGAGUUAAUUAGUGAAAAUUUGUUAUUUUACUACUAUUUAUUUUAAAUGAGAAAAUAAAUCUGAUUUGAUAAUGAAUAGCCCCAAUAAACAUAAUGAUAAAUUAGCAUCUAUGAAUGAUUUACCAAAAUCUAUCAACAAAACUUUGUUGAAUUCAAAUAUUUUAUACAAUCCGCUAGUCAAAAAAAUUGUAAUUAUGGUUAUUGAUUCAUUAAGAUGGGAUUUUGUUUUUACUAAAAGCGAUGGUAUACAUAAUACAAUGAUUUUUACAAAUCGACUAUUGGAAAAAAACUUUGGAAGAUUGCUUCAGGUUAAAGUCAACAACCCAACCGUAACAAUGCCAAGAAUAAAGGCCAUAACAACAGGGAGUGUUUCUAAUUAUAUAGAUGUUAUCUUAAAUCUUGGCGAAACACGAGUAUCCAGUGAUAAUAUAUUAUUACAAGCUAAAAAUCAUGGUCACAAAUUAAUAUUUUAUGGCGAUGAUACAUGGUUACAAAUGUUUACCAAUAUAUUUCAUCGUUCUGAGGGAACUAGCUCAUUUUUCGUUAAUGAUUUUGUGCAAGUAGAUAAUAAUGUUACUCGUAACAUUUAUAGUGAAUUAGAAAAUAACAAUGAUUGGUCAAUAAUGAUUCUCCAUUAUUUGGGUCUUGAUCAUAUUGGUCACGUUUAUGGCCCUAAAAGUCCAUUAAUUCAAUCUAAACUUAAACAAAUGGAUAAAAUUAUUGAAGAUAUAUCAUCUAAAGUAAUCGAAUGGAAUAAACAAAAUGUUGAAUCUUUAUUUAUUAUUUGCGGAGAUCACGGUAUGAAAAAUUCUGGAGGGCAUGGUGGAGCAACACUUGAAGAAACUUUGGUUCCUUUGAUAAUAAUUGAUGGAAAUUACAAUGAAAAUAAUAAUAAUUCAAACACCAAAAUGGUAAAUCAAAUUGAUCAAAUUGAUAUAACAACAAAUUUAGCUGUUAUACUGGGACUACCUUUACCAUAUUUAAAUAUUGGAGUCAUAUCUUUAAAUAUGAUUAAUUAUAAUCUAUCAUCGGCUCAAAAACUUUAUAUUCUUUAUUAUAAUGGUAGACAAGUACUCAAUCACUUUAAAAAGUUGUCAAACUUUCAUUCAAAACAAUGUUAUUUAAAUUAUUUAAAAGCCGUCAAGUUACAUAAUGAAUGGAUCAAUUUUUCCAACAAUGAAAGUAAUUUUGAUAAUACUGUUUCCGAGAAAAUUAUUACAUUAUAUCUCGAGUCUUUAAAUGAUAUGAAAAAUUUAUUAGUUCAAAGUAUCAUUCAAUACAAUAUUCCAUUAAUAACUAUAGCCAUUGUAUUAACAAUUCAAAUUUUUUUCAUCAUUAUUAAUUUAAAUAAUCCGAUCAAUAAAAUAUUUUUAUUAAAAAAAUAUUUUUACUAUUGGUCAUUUUCAGUGGCAUCAUGGUUUUCAUUAAAUUAUAUACUAAUCAAUUUUAUAAAUGAUAAUGAAAAUUCUUUAAAAUUUAAUGACUCACCAAUAGGUAACUCCAAUAGUUUGGCAACUAUUGAUGUCGCUGCAAGUUGUAUUGGUUUAGAAACUUACAGAAUAUACAUUGCUGCGUUAUUCAUAUGUAUAAACACAUUUUCAUCACCUGUUUUGGCUUAUUUAAUAUUAGUAUUUAAAAUAACAUUGGGUGAUACUUCAAAUACGAUAGAGUAA